Alternaria postmessia is the source of this 294-nucleotide messenger RNA. RefSeq lists its product as uncharacterized. Gene Ontology annotation, biological process: intra-Golgi vesicle-mediated transport. The record is from RefSeq and is a predicted model, not a curated record. Lineage: Eukaryota; Fungi; Ascomycota; Dothideomycetes; Pleosporales; Pleosporaceae. The coding region runs from base 1 to 294 and encodes 97 amino acids. The transcript is spliced from 2 exons.
AUGUCGCAAGCCUACGAGCGCGAGCAACAGAACAACUCUCGACUGGAUGAGCUGGCCUCUAAAGUCUCGGCACUUCGAGGCGUCACAAUAGACAUCUAUGACAACGCACGCGAUCAACAUGUCAUCGACAGCACAUCCGAUACAUUCUCCUCCUUCUCCACAACCCUCAAAGGCUCCGCAACACGCCUAACGCGCAUGGCAUCGUCGGGAAACAAAGUAGCCAUCCUCAAGUUAUCAGGCAUAAUAAUAGCGACUGUGGUGGUUCUAUAUUGGAUAUGGCAUUUGGUCUUUUAA